CAGCCAGACCCCAUCCUGACAAGGCUGUGGAGCUGCUGACCAGGAUGUUGGUGUUCAGGCUGGGUGACCACGUGUGGCUGAACUCUCCCUCCGCCAAUAAGACUGACGUGGCCAUCGGGGGAGUCAUCCGAGAAACAAAACCCGGCAAGAUCUUGGUCGAGGAUGACGAGGGCAAGGAACACUGGAUCCACUCGGAGGACCUCGGUGCCCUCAGCAGCAUGCACCCCAACUCCGUGCAGGGCGUGGACGACAUGAUCCGCUUGGGGGACCUAGACGAGGCGGGCAUGGUGCACAACCUCCUGAUCCGCUACCAGCAGCACAAGAUCUACACAUACACAGGCUCCAUCCUGGUGGCCGUGAACCCGUUCCAGGCUCUGCCCCUCUACACCCUGGAGCAGGUGCAGCUGUACUACAGCCGCCUGGUGGGCGAGCUGCCCCCGCACGUCUUUGCCAUCGCCAACAGCUGCUACUUCAACAUGCAGAAGAACAAGAGGGACCAGUGCUGCGUCAUCAGUGGCGAGUCCGGGGCUGGCAAGACGGAGACCACCAAGCUCAUCCUGCAGUUCUUGGCCACCGUCAGUGGCCAGCAUUCGUGGAUCGAGCAGCAGGUCCUGGAGGCCAACCCCAUCCUGGAGGCCUUUGGAAAUGCCAAGACAAUCCGCAACAACAACUCAAGUCGCUUCGGGAAGUACAUUGACAUCUACUUCAACCCCAGCGGGGUGAUUGAGGGCGCGCGCAUCGAGCAGUUUCUCCUGGAGAAGUCCCGCGUCUGCCGGCAGGCCCCAGAGGAACGGAACUACCACAUCUUCUACUGCAUGCUCAUGGGCAUGAGCGCCGAGGACAAGAAGCUGCUGGGCCUGGGGACGCCCUCCGAGUACCGCCACCUGACCAUGGGGAACUGUACCUCUUGUGAGGGGUUGGACGACGCCCAGGACUACGCCCACAUCCGCUCAGCCAUGAAGAUCCUCCUGUUCUCUGACUCCGAGAACUGGGACCUCAGCAAGCUGCUGGCUGCCGUUCUGCACCUGGGGAACCUGGAGUUUACGGCUGCGGUCUUCGAGAACCUGGACUCCUCAGACGUGAUGGAGACACCCGCUUUUCCCAUCGUGAUGAAGUUGCUGGAGGUGCAGCACCAGGCGCUCCGGGACUGUCUGAUCAAGCACACCAUCCUCAUCCGCGGGGAGUACGUCACCAGGCCCCUGAACAGCACCCAGGCGGCAGACCGGAGGGACGCCUUUGUCAAGGGCAUCUACGGGCACCUCUUCCUAUGGAUCGUCAAGAAGAUCAACGCCGCCAUCUUCACACCGCCUGCGCAGGACCCCAGAAAUGUGCGGAGGGCCAUCGGUCUUCUGGACAUAUUUGGCUUUGAAAAUUUCCAGAACAACAGCUUCGAGCAGCUCUGCAUCAACUUGGCCAACGAGCACCUGCAGCAGUUCUUUGUGCAGCACGUGUUCACCAUGGAGCAGGAGGAGUACCGCUCGGAGAACAUUGCCUGGGACUACAUCCACUACGCCGACAACCGGCCCACCCUGGACCUGCUGGUCCUCAAGCCCCUGAGCGUCAUCUCCCUGCUCGACGAGGAGAGCCGCUUCCCACAGGGUACAGAUGCCACCCUGCUGCAAAAACUGAACAGCGUCCACACCAACAACAAGGCCUUCCUGCAGUCCAGGAACAUCCAUGACACCAGGUUUGGCAUUGCUCACUUUGCCGGCCAGGUGUACUACCAGGCAGAAGGCUUCCUGGAGAAAAACCGGGAUGUGCUGAGCACAGACAUCCUCACACUGGUUCACUCCUCCAAAAACAAAUUCCUGAAGGAGAUAUUCAACCUGGAGUCAGCAGAGACCAAGAGGGGCCACGGGACCAUCCGCCAGGCAAAGACAGGAAGCCAGCUCUUCAAGUCUGCAGACUCGGCCAAGCGACCCUCCACCUUGGCAGGCCAGUUCAAGCAGUCCCUGGACCAGCUGAUGAAAAUCCUGACCAACUGCCAGCCCUACUUCAUCCGCUGCAUCAAGCCCAAUGAAUACAAGAAGCCACUGCUCUUCGAUCGGGAGCUGUGCCUGCGGCAGCUGCGCUACUCGGGCAUGAUGGAGACCGUGCACAUCCGCAAGUCGGGCUUCCCCAUCCGCUACACGUUCCCAGAGUUCUCGCAAAGGUUUCAUGUGCUGCUGCCCAGUGCUGUGCGCUUGCAGCUGCGAGACAAGUUCCGCCAGAUGGCCCUGGACAUCGCUAACAGGUGGCUGGAGACAGACAAAGACUGGAAAGUGGGAAGGACCAAAAUUUUUCUGAAGGACCAUCAGGACACCCUGCUGGAGAUGCAGAGGAGCCAGGCCCUGGACCGCGCCGCCAUCAGCAUCCAGAGAGUCCUACGGGGCUACAGACACAGGAAGGAGUUCCUGAGGCAGAGGUGGGCGGCUGUGACCCUCCAGGCCGCGUGGAGAGGCUAUGGCACCAGGAAGAAUCUCAAGCUGAUCCUCCUAGGCUUUGAGCGCCUGCAAGCUAUUGUCCGGAGCCAGGUGCUGGCGAGGCAGUACCAGGUCAUGCGGCAGAAGGUGGUCCAGCUGCAGGCCCGCUGCAGGGGCCACCUGGUGCGCCAGCAAGUCCAGGCCAAGAGGAGGGCAGUGGUGGUCAUUCAGGCCCAUGCCAGGGGCAUGGCUGCCCGGCGCAGCUUCCAGCGGCAGAAAGCCAAUGCACUGCUGGUCAUCCCCACCAAGGAGCAGAAGAACCAAAGCCCUCUCCCUGCCCAGAAGCGCAAGUCUAUCUAUGACACCGUGACCGACACAGAGAUGGUGGAGAAAGUGUUUGGCUUCCUCCCUGCCAUGAUUGGGGGACAGGAGGGCCAGGCCCCACCAGGCUUUGAGGAUCUGGAAGCAAAGACCCAGAAUCUUCUCGAGGUCGACCUGGACACGGUCCCCAUGGUGGAGCAGCCAGAGCAGGAUGUGGACGGCCUGGCCGAGUACACCUUCCCCAAGUUCGCUGCGACUUACUUCCAGAAAUCGGCCAGCCACACACACAUCCGGCAGCCCCUCCGACACCCGCUGCUCUACCAUGAGGAUGACGCUGACUGCUUGGCCGCCCUGGCCAUAUGGAACAUCAUCCUGCGGUUCAUGGGUGACCUCUCAGAGCCAGUGCUUUAUGCCAGGAGCCGGCAAGGCAGCUCGGUGGUGUGGCAGGUCCAAGACACGCUGGGCAGAGGGGGCGGCGUCCAGUUUCCACAGCAAGGUGGAUCUGCACAGGUAACCAGCCAACUGAACAGUGGAGAGGAGGCAUUUGAACCCGAUGGUCCCAUCUCAGACCGACCCAUGUCCAACCUGGAGAAGGUACACUUCAUCGUGGGCUAUGCCAUCCUGCGGUCUGGCCUCAGGGAUGAGGUUUUCUGCCAGAUCUGCAAGCAGCUCUCGGGAAACCCCAAAACAAGCAGCCGGGCCCGGGGUUGGAUCCUGCUCAGCCUCUGCCUGGGCUGCUUCCCCCCCUCGGAGAGGUUCAUGAAGUAUUUACUGAACUUCAUCAGUCAAGGGCCGGCGGGCUAUGGGCCCUUCUGUGCUGAGCGCCUGAGGCGUACCUGUGCCAAUGGGGCACGCACAGAGCCCCCUACCUGGCUGGAGCUGCAGGCUGUCAAGUCCAAGAAGCACAUCCCGAUCCAAGUCAACUUGGCGACUGGAGAGGGCCUGACUGUCACCGUCGACUCGGCCUCCACAUCCCGGGAAGUCUGCCUGCACAUUGCCCGCCAGCAGGGCCUCAGCGACCACCUGGGCUUCUCCCUCCAGGUGGCUGUGUACGACAAGUUCUGGUCCCUGGGCAGCGGCCGUGAUCACGUGAUGGACGCCAUUGCCCAGUGUGAGCAGCUGGCCCAGGAGAGGGGCGAGAGCCAGCGCCAGUCGCCCUGGCGCAUCUACUUCCGGAAGGAGUUCUUCACGCCCUGGCAUGACUCCCGGGAAGACCCCGUCAGCACCAGGCUCAUUUACCGCCAGGUCCUCCGUGGAGUCUGGUCUGGCGAGUACAGCUUUGAGAAGGAGGAAGAGCUGGUGGAGCUGCUGGCCCGGCACUGCUACGUGCAGCUGGGUGCCUCGGUGGGGAGUCAGGCUGUCCAGGAGCUGCUCCCCAGCUGCAUCCCCUCCAAACUGUACAGGGCCAAGCCCCCAGAGAGGUGGGCUAGCCUCGUCACGGCUGCCCAUGCCAAGGCCUCAUACACCCAGACGCAAGCCACGCUGCUGACCGUGCAGGAGCAGGUGGUGGACACCGCCCACCUGCAGUGGCCGCUGCUCUUUUCCCGGCUCUUUGAAGUCACCCCGCUCUCGGGCUCCCGGCUGCCCAAGACGCAGCUGAUCUUGGCUGUUAACUGGAAGGGGCUGUGCUUCCUGGACCAGCGGGAGAAGAUGCUGCUAGAACUCUCUUUCCCAGAGGUCAUGCGUCUGUCCACCAACAGGGAGGCCCAGGGCGGACAGAGGCUGCUGCUGUCCACCCUGCACGAGGAGUAUGAGUUCCUGUCCCCCAGCAGCAUGGCCGUGGCUGAGCUGGUGGCCCUGUUCUUGGAGGGCCUGAAGGAGAGGUCCGUGUUCGCCAUGGCCCUGCAGGACAGGAAGGCCACAGGUGAUGCCACCCUCUUGCCCUUCAAGAAGGGAGACUUGUUGGUCCUGACAAAGAAGCAAGAGCUUCUGGCUUCUGAGAACUGGACCCUGGCCCAGAGUGACCGGACGGGCAAGACAGGCUUGGUGCCGAUGGCCUGCCUCCACACCAUCCCCACAGUCACAAAGCCUUCGGCGCAGCUGCUGGGGCUCAUGGCUGGGGUUGGGGGGCGCUCUGCCCUCCCACAGCCAUCCUGGGAGGCUGAAUAGAGGGCCCAGGUGCCAGGGGCAGAGCGGCCUCGUGGCAAGCCCUCACUUCACCCUCCGCCCGUCAGGACCCCAGAGAAGGAGACCGUGGGCAAAGCCGUGCUACCCCUGGCCCGCACCCGCAGCCACCUGUGGGCCUAUUCACCUGAGCCGCUGCGUCAGCCGCUGCUCAAGCGUGUCCACGCCAACGUGGACCUCCACGACAUUGCCUGCCAGAUCUUUGUCGCCAUCCUCAGAUACAUGGGCGACUACCCCUCUCGGCAAGCCUGGCCCUCGCUGGAGCUCACCGACCAGAUCUUCUCACUGGCCCUGCAGGACUCGUCCCUACAGGACGAAGUCUACUGCCAGGUCCUGAAGCAGCUGACGCACAACACUAACAGGUACAGCGAGGAGCGGGGCUGGCAGCUGCUGUGGCUCUGCACGGGCCUCUUCCCGCCCAGCACGUCGCUGCUGCCCCACGCCCAGAAGUUCGUUGACACUCGCAGGGGAAAGCUGCUGGCCCCCGACUGCAGCCGCCGCAUCCAGAGGGUCCUGAGGACCAGGCACCAAGGGCCAUCCCAAGACAGCAGCUCUGGUGGCUUUGGGGCCCAGGCCAGGCUCACUGGCCAUCUGUCUUCCCAGAUGCUGGAGGUGGGCAGCGGCACGAAGGUGCGGGAUGUGUGUGACAGCGUCGCCACCAGGCUGCAGCUGGCCUCCUGGGAGGGAUGCGGCCUCUUCAUCAAGAUUGCAGACAAGGUGCUCAGCCAGAAGGAGGGAGACUUCUUCUUCGACUCCCUGAGGCAGGCGUCUGACUGGGUGAAGAAGAACAAGCCCCAGAAAGAAGGUGGGGGAGGUCUCUGUGGAGCUGGGCGGGAGGGCGUGGCUGCAUGGAGAAGCAAGGGGGUUGUCCGCUUCCCUGAGCUGGGCCACUGCCUGCAUGGCCCAGUCAUUCGUUCAUUCCCAUGCGUGCCCUGGGUUGUGGGUCUUGCUGGGAAGCAGGGCUGGCUGCGCAGGCCGCCGUCUGAGGCUCCUGUCGCCACCCAGGAGCUGCCCAAGUACUUGCGUGGGUUCCACAAGUGCUCGCGGGAGGAUGCCGUCCACCUGGCGGGCCUCGUCUAUAAGGCCCAGUUUGACGGCGACCGGUCCCAGCUGGCUCAUGUCCCCAAGGUCCUGAGGGAACUGGUGCCCGAGAGCCUCACACGCCUGAUGUCCGCGGAGGAGUGGAAGAAGAGCAUCCUUCUGGCCUAUGACAAGCACAAGGACACGACGGUGGAGGAGGCCAAGGUGGCCUUCCUGAAGUGGAUAAGCCGGUGGCCCACCUUCGGGUCUGCCUUCUUCGAGGUGAAGCAAACCUCGGAGCCCUCCUACCCAGACAUCAUCCUCAUCGCCAUCAACCGGCAUGGGGUUCUGCUCAUCCACCCCAAGACCAAGGACCUGCUCACCACCCACCCCUUCACCAAGAUCGCCAGCUGGAGCAGCGGCAGCACUUACUUCCACAUGGUGCUGGGGACCCUGGGCCGGGGCAGCCGCCUGCUGUGCGAGACCUCCCUGGGCUACAAGAUGGACGACCUGCUGUCCUCUUACGUGCAGCAUCUCCUGAGCACCAUGAACAAACAGCGGGGUUCCCGGGACCCCACCCUGGUCAGCCCCUAGCGGUGGGUGCUGGCCAAACCACUCAGUCCCCCUUCUUGGCC
Carlito syrichta (Philippine tarsier) is the source of this 6502-nucleotide messenger RNA. It is a transcript of the gene MYO7B, whose product is annotated as myosin VIIB. The transcript is spliced from 44 exons. Lineage: Eukaryota; Metazoa; Chordata; Mammalia; Primates; Tarsiidae. The record is from RefSeq and is a predicted model, not a curated record. Gene Ontology annotation, molecular function: protein binding; cytoskeletal motor activity; ATP binding. Gene Ontology annotation, cellular component: cytoskeleton; myosin complex.